AUGUCGACAAUCACAAGAAGAAGAGUUGGAGGGUCAUCCAACCAAGAUGACUCAACUCAAGAACCAAAUGCAUCUACAAAUCCUCGCGAUUCUCCAGUGACAGAAAAGAAGAUUGCAUUUGACCCCCGAGAAGUCAACGAAUCAAAAUCAACACCAAAACUUACAUUGAUGGAAGAAGUUCUCUUACUUGGACUCAAAGACAAACAGGGCUACCUUUCAUUUUGGAACGAUAGCAUCAGUUAUGCAUUGAGAGGAUGCAUUGUGAUGGAACUUGCAUUCAGAGGAAGGAUAGCAAUGGUCAAGGAUCCCAACAGAAGAAAAUACCAACUAGCAGAUAGAUAUAUCGAAGUCAUUGAUGAUAAACUUACAGGAGAGGUUUUGCUCGACGAAGCUUUGAAAAUGAUGAAGACUAGCGAGAAGAUGAGUGUGGCAAGCUGGAUUGAUUUGAUGAGUGGUGAGACUUGGAAUGUGAUGAAGAUUGGUUAUCAAUUGAAACAAGUCAGAGAAAGAUUGGCCAAGGGAUUGGUAGACAAGGGCGUCCUACGAACAGAGAAACGCAACUUCCUGUUGUUCGAUAUGGCUACCCACCCGAUCACUGACACGGCAAUUAAGGAAGAGGUUAUCAAGCGUGUCUGUACGAUGCUAAUCACUCGUGUGACAGCCUCGUCGAUUGACGCCCAGUCAGAUAUUCCCCACUGUUACCUCCGAACGGUCAGUAUGAUCUGUGCGGCUUAUGCGGCCAAUGUGCUCGAGAAUGCCCUUCUCUACCUCCAACACGACUUGCGGGAACAGGCAUUCAACCGGGUAGAUGAAUUGAUGAACGAUUACUCUACAUGGCCGUUUGCCGGAGAAGGAGCCAAGAUGAAUAUUGGAGCCGGAAAAGAACUGUCGAUUGAAAUCAUUGCUGCCGUACUCAAUGUACUCACAAAGAUGGAUGCCAUUGUAAGUAUAGAUAUUCUUUUUUUUAAAAUAAUAAUAAUAAUAAUGAAUGAAUAA
Phycomyces blakesleeanus NRRL 1555(-) is the source of this 996-nucleotide messenger RNA. RefSeq lists its product as hypothetical. Gene Ontology annotation, biological process: Golgi vesicle budding; Golgi organization; retrograde vesicle-mediated transport, Golgi to endoplasmic reticulum. Bases 1 to 996 code for a protein of 331 amino acids. The transcript is spliced from 3 exons. Gene Ontology annotation, molecular function: phosphatidylinositol-4-phosphate binding. Gene Ontology annotation, cellular component: Golgi cisterna; cytosol; trans-Golgi network. The record is from RefSeq and is a predicted model, not a curated record. NCBI's taxonomy places the organism in Eukaryota, Fungi, Mucoromycota, Mucoromycetes, Mucorales, Phycomycetaceae.